Messenger RNA from Salpingoeca rosetta, 2132 nucleotides. RefSeq lists its product as uncharacterized. The record is from RefSeq and is a predicted model, not a curated record. The transcript is spliced from 8 exons. NCBI's taxonomy places the organism in Eukaryota, Choanoflagellata, Craspedida, Salpingoecidae. Gene Ontology annotation, molecular function: ammonium channel activity. Gene Ontology annotation, cellular component: membrane. Bases 142 to 2061 code for a protein of 639 amino acids. Gene Ontology annotation, biological process: ammonium transmembrane transport; ammonium homeostasis.
CCGCCGCCAAAGACGAACCUCACAAACUUCGCGGCUGGCUGGUUUGAUGACACAGCUGACCCCACCUGCUUCGCACACGCCACACCUGCUUCGCACACGCCACCCACGUCCUGUUCCUGGUCUUGCUGCUGUCCUGGCGAGAUGGCGUCUCCAUGUGCUUUGGGGACGGACCCUGUCGUGUCGGGGAUUGUGGCCUUGGCCUCGUUUGCCUUGCCCUUUGGCAUCCUGCAGCGCGAGCUGGCCAUCAUCCACCGUGGUAACGCCGUCACCACCAUGACCAACGCCGUCCUGGCUGCAAGCGUGACAGUGGUCGCCUUCUUCUUCGUCGGCUACGGGUUCUCCAAUGGCUUUGAGGCCAACCGCAAUCAGCAGCAGUUUAUUGGCGAGCGCUACUUCUUCCUCAUCAACCGCGACCCGUGCGCGUUCAUGGACGUGCUGUCGGAGCUGGCACGCGCACUGACGGUGGUCUUCAUCAUCGUGGGCGCAGUCACCGAGCGAAUACACACACACGCCGUCGGAUUCCUCGCAGGUAUCGUCUCGGCCUUUAUCUACGCUGUUCCCCGCUACUGGACUGCUGGCGACAACUCCUGGCUCGUCACCGGCAACGCGCACCUCCAGGACACGAGCGGGAACGCCAGCAUGUUUGUGAUGGCUGGCGUUAUGGCCGCGGUUGUGCUCAAGUUCACUGGCGCUCGCAUCGCCUCCGCCGGUGGUACCACUGCCGUGAUGAACCAGCCAACCUCGCUUGUCUCGUCCACGGGCCUCCAGGCCAUUGGAGGCGUGUUUCUGCUUGGCUUUUCCUCCCUGCGCCGCGCUAAUCAGACAGGCGACGUCAUCCCCGUCGAAGACAACCCGGCGCCCCGCUCCAUAUUGGCUGCGGUGAACCUUGUGGUGUCACUUGGGCUUGGUGGCGUGACUGCCAUCACGUUGCAUCAGCUGUUUGCGGAUCGGUGGUCCCAUCUUCCGCCGUCCUUCACCGUCCGCCUCGCAACGGCCGGCGCCAUCUCUGCCAUGGUUGCUGUGAGCGGGUUUGCAGGGGUGACCUUCCCCGAGGUGGUGAUACCGGUUGCCAUCGCCGCUGGCGCCGUCAGCCGCAGCGUCAUGCUCGCGCUGCUCAGGGCAAACAUUGACGACGCAACAGAUGCCAUCCCAAUCUACCUGGUGGGCGGGCUGCUUGGGCUCAUCACUGCGCCCUUCUGGGACGAAGCAGACGGCAUCUUCUACCACGUGGGAGAGUGGGAUGGGCUUGGCUGGAACAUUCUGGCCAUGGUGUGCAUCAUUGCAUGGUGCAGCUGCCUCACCGCGCUUAUCUGCCUCUUCCUGCAAGCCUUCAAUGCCCUUUCUUUUGCAAAACCCCACCUCCAGGACCCGCGUGGGCUGGAUGUGUCGCUCUUUGCUGUGCGCGCGAGUGAUGGCGGGCACAACGACACGCAGCUGACGCUGGCCAGCCUGCCGGGCGCACGCGGCAGUGGCGGAGACGGCGAUCGCACCGUGUACAUGACGGGCAUGGAUGGCCGUGACGCUGGCAUGGAUGCCAGUGGUGGUGAUGCAGGGGAUUCAACGCCACAGCAACAUCGCCGACACCACAACAAGCAACAACAGCAACAACAGCAACAACAGGGUGAGACAGCGAAGCGAUGGCGGCCGUAUCAGCUGCAGCAACCCAGCAGCAAAGUGAGCCCAGCAAAUCCAUCGCCACUCCCAAGGCAGACACGCCAGACCCAGCAACAACAGCAACAACAGCGACACCCGCUCGCCAAUUCCAACACGGCAACAAGUGCACCACGACAGCAACAGCAGCAGCAACACCAACGCCCACCACACCAGCAUCCUCAUCGCGAUUACCGUGUCAUCGAUACCAAUGCUGGCAACCACACCACCACUGAUGAAGAUGACGAUAACGACGGUGGCGUGCCUUCCAUCAUCACGCCGCGACAACUCUACUCGCAUCACCCAGCGCACAACAUCAACCACAACAACAACCACAACGACAACGACAUGAACGACGAUGACAGCCCAUCGCUGCCUGGCGCGUUCCACACAGACGAUGUGGAGGUGUGAUUAUUGGCUGAUGAUAUUCGUUAAUUUUCCUUAUUGCCCAUGUUGGCGGUUUGAGACAGCAUAAAAGUAGA